GUCGAAGUGAGUCUUCUUACCAAGACACAAACUAUCUCUGCUGCGAGCUGUAAACAGGAACACAAGUUGCUCAGGAACGUCGUUUUAAACAGGCUGUCGGAGCCGUUUAUCGACAGUAACACAACUCACUGUUCAAGGAAGAUGGAAGACGAUACACUAACGACGCUGAAAAUACUGAUAAUAGGAGAAAGUGGCGUGGGAAAGUCCAGCCUCCUCUUGAGAUUCACAGAUGACACAUUUGACCCAGAGCAAGCAGCAACGAUAGGCGUUGACUUCAAAGUGAAGACCAUCACUGUGGACGGAAACAGGGCAAAGCUGGCAAUAUGGGACACUGCAGGACAGGAGCGCUUCCGAACCCUGACGCCUAGUUACUACCGCGGUGCCCAGGGAGUCAUCCUGGUGUAUGACGUCACACGUCAGGAUACCUUCACCAAGCUCGACACCUGGCUCAACGAGCUCGAGACGUACUGCACACGGAACGACCUCGUCAAAAUGCUUGUGGGAAAUAAAAUUGAUAAGGAAAACCACGAGCUAGACAGGGCCGAAGGGCUGAAGUUUGCAAGAAAACAUUCCACGCUUUUUAUAGAGGCGAGUGCAAAGACCAGGGACGGUGUUCAGUGUGCGUUCGAGGAGCUGGUGGAGAAGAUCAUCCAGACUCCCGGUUUAUGGCAGACCGAGACCCACGGCCGAGGGGUCCAGCUCACCGACGAGGACGCGGGAGCCGGAAGCUGCAGUGGCUACUGCUCCCUGGUCUAGACAACACAUGCUAAUACGUUCUCUCUCUCUCUCUCACACACACACACACACACACACACACACACACACAC
This is a messenger RNA of Anarrhichthys ocellatus (wolf-eel), 827 nucleotides long. RefSeq names its product ras-related protein Rab-18-B. The record is from RefSeq and is a predicted model, not a curated record. NCBI's taxonomy places the organism in Eukaryota, Metazoa, Chordata, Actinopteri, Perciformes, Anarhichadidae. Gene Ontology annotation, molecular function: GTPase activity; GTP binding. The transcript is spliced from 7 exons. The coding region runs from base 142 to 756 and encodes 204 amino acids.